Molecule: messenger RNA, 3227 nt
Organism: Notodromas monacha
Lineage: Eukaryota; Metazoa; Arthropoda; Ostracoda; Podocopida; Cyprididae
Source: the annotation of a GenBank genome assembly
CACAUUCGAACCGUGCUCGAGAACAGUCGGUUUUCCGCCAGCCCUGCCGCAGAUUUCUCUCUCUAAAGAAAUUGAAAAGAAACACGAGUUCCAGUAUUUCAGUAUACAAGGUGCCGACUCUUGCGGUGCUGAAGACGCAUAUAUUCUUCCUCACGCGUAACUCUCGUUUCAGGCGUUCGGGAGCACACCCGGUUCUCCAAGUCAAUCACACAGAGCAGCAGCAAACAUGAGCAAGUGCCAGAAUUUCUUGCGUCAAUUCCGCGACGCGGAAAGCCAGCAGUUGAAGAAACUCACUGCGAAUCAAUUCAUGGAGGUCUGGAAUAACUACGACUCCGACGGGAACGGAUACAUUGAGGGAACCGAGCUGGACGGAUUCCUGCGGGAGUUUGUGGCCAGUGUGAACUCCGUGGACGUGGGGCCCGAGGCCGUAUCCGACAGCAUGCUUGCAGAGCUGAAAGAAUGCUUCAUGGAAGCUUACGACGACAACCAAGAUGGGAAAAUUGACAUCAGAGAGUUGGCGCAACUGCUACCCAUGGAGCAGAAUUUUCUCCUUCUCUUCCGCUUUGACAACCCGCUCGACUCAAGCGUGGAGUUCAUGAAAAUCUGGCGCGAAUACGACAAAGACAACAGCGGGUACAUUGAGGCCGACGAGCUCAAGAGCUUCUUGAGGGACCUGCUGCGCGAGGCGAAGAAAAUCAAUGAAGUUUCCGAAGAUAAGCUGAUCGAAUACACUGAUACAAUUUUGCAAGUUUUCGACGCCAACAAGGACGGGAAGCUGCAACUGAGCGAAAUGGCGAAGCUGUUGCCAGUCAAGGAAAACUUCUUGUGCCGACAGGGGGCGUCCAAACUCACCAAGGAGGACAUCGAGAGAGUUUUCGCUCUUUACGACCGGGAUAACAACGGAACCAUUGAGAACGAAGAAUUGGGAGGAUUUCUCAAGGACCUGCUGGAGUUGGCGAAGAAGGAUUACGACGCUCAGGACCUGAGUGAUUUCCGCGAGUCUAUUAUGCGAGGCUGUGACUUUAACCAGGAUGGGAAGAUCAACAAGAAGGAACUGACUAUGAUCCUACUUGCUUUGGCAAAGGCGAAUGAAGAAGAAGAGGCCAUGGGGAUGUGAAGCGGCUUUACACACAAGUUCCUCGCCGCGAAAGAAAAAUUAUCGUUUUACCUAAAUACGCGUUGUUGCUUGCUUUUCUGUCUCCACGAGCCGCUGUGGGUGUUCUUAUAGAUGCCCGAAAAAAUUGAUGAGUGAACUUCAAAAUUCCCUCAGUACAGCGGGGCUGGUUCUUUUCUUGCGCGUCUCUCAAAUUCUUCACUGCCCUUCCCGAAAAACUAAGUCGGUUUCUCGCAGGAACUGCCAAAUAUUCGCUUGUUGAUGCAAUCCACCGAUGGUUGGUCGGAAAAGUGAUUUGGAAAAAGCGCGAAAUGCGCUCUUGUGGAUUUCAAUCGAUGGGAAAAUAUCUCAGCUCUUAGCAAUCAGAUUCUUUUAGCCUUUGUAAAAUGCGAAAAUUCAGUAUUCAAAAAUGUUUUGCGGUUGCUCUACUGCAUCCUUUUCCACGUUUGAUUUAUUUUCCUUCUUUGAAGUAUUUUAUUUUACAGUUAAUCAGCACUGAACUCAACAUUUGCCGCGUUAUUGUUCAGUUGUCAUGAGCCCCUCUUGAAUAUUACAGGCCAGCCCUUGUCUUCUGUUUUAAAGCAACACUACGUUUGGAAAAAAAAAGUGUUACCGGCUCGUCGAAGGAAAUGUCGAUUGACGGAUGAAUUGAAUCUUGGAAUGAGAUUUGUUCAGAUUGUGGUGUUUGAGAACGCUUCUGUACAUGAAAUUCGGAUAUCUGUCAAGGAAACUGCUUGUUUGUCGGCUGGGGUCGCGAAAUCUUGGACCGUUUCGAUGCAAUCGCGACGGGUUCGCGUUGGCGACGAGUGUCUAUUAACACCUUGAACAGCAUAUUGUGCUUUUUUGGAUUUGGCUCGUUUGUAUUCAUGGUAACUGAAGCGAAUGAGUGAUGAGGAGUGUCGGUGUGUGUUUCGUUGAGGCUUGUUUUAGCGUGGGUCCCACCUGCCACGAGUGUCGCCUCCCUCUUUCCGCAUUUUAUAUCUACGGCUGUCAUGGUUAGGCGUAAAUGCAAAUUUCGUCGCGUUAGAUGCGAGAAAAAUGGGAAGAACGAGUUCGCAUAGCUAUUGAGAUGAUUGGGAGCUUAAAUGUCUUGGCGUGUCAGUCGUUUGCCGUAUUUGAGAGUUACCACGAGUUGCAUAGGUUCAGUUUUUGACCUCUUCCUAAUCUUGUUUGAGCAGUCACUUGAUGGAGUGGAUAAAAUAUACGUCAACUUCCAUGUACUCGAAAAUCUUGAUGAAGGCAUUCAUCAUUUGCCGUAUUGACGCGAAAAUAUGCCGUGUACGAUUAUAAACUGCCUCAUGAAAUCAAUAGCCAAUGAGGGGAACACCAAAAGUCAAUUAAAAGAAUGAAAUUCGCUCUAUUCAACAAAAUUGCGCCGAGCCCAUGAAAGAUUUUCCAAAAACGUUUCUAGGCAGAUGGUUGCUCGGUAAUUGCAGUCAAGAGGGUCAUGAUCCUUGAUGCAGUAUUCCAUUAUACUAUUAUAAACUUCAAGAAAUUGUGCAUUCUACAUUUGAAUUCCAGCUCAUGCACGCGAGCCUCAGACCAUUUUUCUGGGGAAAAACACCGCAUUCUUGAGUCAAUGUCAUCUAUACUCGAAUAUCUUGAAUGUGUGGCACAGCUCCGUUUUUGAGCAUAGUUUUUAAUGAAAAAAGUGUGACCAAUAGUCAGUUAAAUUUUGGUAGUUUAUUCCAACCUUUCGACUAUUCAUCCGUCGCGAUCAUUGCGCGCCUCUUGACGCAAGUCGGUAUUGGUCGUUUCCUUGAAUUUUACAUGAAGCUGUCUUCCCUCAUUCAUGCUAAACUUGAAUCGAUGGAAUACCGAAGUCUCUAAGUAGAUUUGAAUCAAAUAUUAAAUUUGAUUUGCUUAUAGUGGCUCUCCUUUCUGUUCAGAUAUUCGUCUUCAAUUUGGACCAAGACUCAAAUUCGUACUAACCCGGUUAGGCAUUUCUGGAAGAAAUCCCGAUAAUUUUUUUUUCAUUUGGUUGAAUCGUUAGUUGGUACUCAUGUGUCCCUUUUUUGCUAGUGUGUGUGAUGCAUUCAGAUAACGUAUGUGACUUUUUCAUGCGUGGCAUUGCUUCUCGAAAUAUAAAUGUUUUUGUUCCUUUAUCGCUAAA